AUGUCCGGCAAGCACAUCACCAUCUUCUCCGACCAAGGCCGAUUGUACCAAGUCGAGUAUGCCUUCAAAGCGAUAACGGCAGCAAACAUAACCUCCGUAGGGGUGAGGGGCAAGAGCUGUGCGGUGGUUAUCUCACAAAAAAAGGUUCCCGACAAGCUCAUCGAUCCCUCGUCUGUCUCCUACGUCUACAGGCUCUCACCUUCCGUUGGCUGCGUCAUGACAGGCUCCAUCGCCGAUGCAAGAGCGUCCGUCAACCGAGCGCGAGGAGAAGCUGCUGAGUUCCGGUACAAGUACGGAUAUGAAAUGCCGUGCGACGUGCUGGCGAAGAGAUUGGCGAAUAUCAACCAGGUCUACACGCAGCGAGCGUACAUGCGUCCGCUCGGGGUCGCAUCUACCCUUAUAUCAGUCGAUUCGGAGUUUGGUCCUCAGCUAUACAAGUGUGAUCCUGCCGGCUACUACACGGGCUACAAAGCGACGGCAUCCGGGCCGAAGACACAGGAAGCUCUGAAUUUCUUGGAGAAGAAAUUGAAGAAUAAGGAUUGCGCAGAAGGCUCAUGGGAAGAUGUCGUCGAGCUCGGAAUAACAACAUUGAGCACCGUGCUGAGUGUCGACUUCAAGAAGGGCGAGCUGGAGGUCGGCAUAGUGGGGGGGCCGAGAACUGAUGGAAAGGAGGGCACUCAGAACGAGUUCAGAGCGCUGACCGAGGAGGAGAUCGACGACCGGUUACAGGCGAUUGCAGACAAGGACUGA
Coniosporium apollinis CBS 100218 is the source of this 750-nucleotide messenger RNA. Its product is annotated as proteasome subunit alpha type-6. Gene Ontology annotation, cellular component: nucleus; proteasome core complex, alpha-subunit complex; proteasome core complex. The record is from RefSeq and is a predicted model, not a curated record. Lineage: Eukaryota; Fungi; Ascomycota; Dothideomycetes. The coding region runs from base 1 to 750 and encodes 249 amino acids. The transcript has 5 exons. Gene Ontology annotation, biological process: ubiquitin-dependent protein catabolic process.